CUCCACAAGUGUCUUUUAGAGAAGGCACUCUUUUAAGUUAUAGUGUUAAUUCUAGGGUUUCUAUUACCAAUGGCUGAUUCUUCUUCUGCUUCUUACAUUCACAUGGUGCACCACAUGAUAGAGAAAUGUUUGAUCUUCAACAUGAGCAAAGAAGAGUGCGUGGAAGCUCUCUUUAAGCAUGCAAAUAUCACUCCUGUCAUCACCUCUACUGUUUGGAAAGAGCUGGAGAAAGAGAACAAGGAGUUCUUCAAGGCCUAUGAAGAGAGGCAAAGCAAACAAGAGCAAAUGUCGGAGGAAGAGACAACCCAGUUGAUCCAGAAGAUAAUAUCGGAUUCAUCUAAAGAAUCCGACGACUGAUCGCGAUGUUCGUUAGAUCUCAAGAACCUUAUAUAGUUUAUAUCUAUGAAUCUCAUGAAAACGAUUUCAUGCAUGUUAUAUGUAUACCAUUUUCUUCUAUAUUCGCAUCGGUCCAUGCAAUAAGAAAGGGAAAAAAGGAGUGAUGACGCUCCUUUUGGUACGUUAUACGUACGUGGUCCCCAUUGCUUUUGUAUAAAUAACGAUGACAGAAAACGGACGCUCAUACAUCGACCAGUCGUGUGGCGCUUUAGUUAUAUGAAUGUAUCAUGUAUAUAUAUCCACAUAAAAUGUUUGUUUAUGGUC
Brassica rapa (field mustard) is the source of this 660-nucleotide messenger RNA. RefSeq lists its product as uncharacterized. NCBI's taxonomy places the organism in Eukaryota, Viridiplantae, Streptophyta, Magnoliopsida, Brassicales, Brassicaceae. The record is from RefSeq and is a predicted model, not a curated record.